AUGCCACUGGUAGAUUACGGUAGUAGUGACGAAGAGAGUGACGAAGAAGUACAAAAUAAUGAAGUAAAAUUAAAUAAGACUUCAAUAUGUGAAAAUAGUGAAUCUGUAAAUAAUGUAAAUAAUUCUACUUCCUCUAAUAUUUCAUCAAAUUCAAACGAAUCAUUAUUUUCAGCCCUUCCAAAACCCCGAAAUAAUCUUUCUUUGAUCAUGGACGACAGUUUACUAUCAAGUUUGGCAUUUAAUAAAAAAGUUGUUGUUAAUAAAAAUAAAAAGUCUGAAAAAGAAGUUGUUCAAAUAUCCGUACCUUCAAUAUCGGAUUUUAAUGAUGAUGAUGAUGAUAAGCCCCAAAGCAAAAAACCCAAAUUAAUUAGUAAAAAUGCUGGAUUACUUUCUGUUUUACCACCACCUAAAAAUGUCAAUAAUAACUUAAUUCCUAAAAGCAUUUCACAAAUUAAAAAAAGUCAAAGUGAUAAUUCUCGUGUAAUUAAUAAGUUUCUUAAAAAACCCAAAUUUAGUUUAAGUGAAUCCAGUAAUAAUGUUGAAAUGAUAAGUGACAAAAGUUUAAAUAAUGAAACACCUACAAACUACAUGAUCGAAAAUCAAUUUGAAACACAAGAAAAUGUUUUUAGUAGUCCAUUACCAUCAGCAGAUACAUACUAUCCUCAAAAUGUGGAGGAAGAUCCUAAUUCGUUUGUUCCAAGUGCAGAAGACAAUGAAGAAUCAAUUCCAGAAAAUGAACUAGGUUUAGAUGAGAAAGCACUUCAAAUAUUAUGCGGGGGCAAAAAGAAAAGGCAACAAAUACCUAUGAAUAUUAUUGAUUUAUCUGGCGAACAAAUAAUGCCAGAUUCCAAAGAAUGGCUAUUAAAACAAUUAUCAGAGGAGAAAAAAGUCCAUCUACUCAACAAAGAAGGAAACAUCAAAUAA
Molecule: messenger RNA, 924 nt
Organism: Pediculus humanus corporis (human body louse)
Lineage: Eukaryota; Metazoa; Arthropoda; Insecta; Psocodea; Pediculidae
Exons: 3
Coding region: 1-924 (307 amino acids)
Cellular component (GO): nucleus
Source: RefSeq, a predicted model, not a curated record